This is a messenger RNA of Neospora caninum, 2256 nucleotides long. RefSeq names its product putative queuine tRNA-ribosyltransferase. The transcript has 6 exons. Gene Ontology annotation, molecular function: tRNA-guanosine(34) queuine transglycosylase activity. The record is from RefSeq and is a predicted model, not a curated record. Gene Ontology annotation, cellular component: cytosol. Bases 1 to 2256 code for a protein of 751 amino acids. Lineage: Eukaryota; Apicomplexa; Conoidasida; Eucoccidiorida; Sarcocystidae.
AUGACGCUUGCCUCCGCUUCCCCCUCUCUUCCUUCUUGCUCGGCCUCAGAUUGCGGCCUUGGCGCCGCGGUGGAUCUCGCUGAGCCUCCAGCUCUGUCGAAAGCGCGAGAAGCCUUGCAGGCUGCUCUCCGCUUUUCUCUGCUGCAUGUCGACGGCCGCGCGCGAUGCAGCAUCGUGCACCUGCCGCACGGCGAUGUGCGUACACCGAUCUUUAUGCCGGUGGGGACUUACGGAACCCUCAAGGGGCUGAAUUCUCGCCUUCUUCACAUCCUCCAUGACGAGACGCUUCACGCGGAGAGGAAGGCGGAGGAGCGACAGUGUGGAAGUGGAACACCCGCGCGUGGAGACGCAGGAGACGCGGCGCGUGCGGCCGAUCCCGCGCAGGAAGCCUCAGAUCAAACGCGACUGCGCGCGGAUCUCGAGGGCCCCGAAAGCGGCGCUACCCGAAUGCCGGUCGCCUCUUGUCUUUCUUCCGCCUUUCCGUCUUCGCCGCUCUCGGGAAGCAGUCGGUCGUCUUACGCGACGCACGAACGCCUUCGGACUCCUCCCUCUGGCCACUCCUUUCCGCCUGUCUUCUCUUCCCACUCUUUUUCUCCUCUCGCGAGCACACCUCAGAAGGGGGAACAGGAAGGCCUCUCGGGAGAUUUUGCUUCGGAGGGCGUAGAAUCUCGGUUGGGAAACGGGGAAGAAGGCGACUCGACGUCUUUGGCGUCACCCGCGCGUCGGCCGCCUGCCUCCUUCUCGCCGAUUAUCUUGGGGAACACAUUUCACCUGUACAGACACCUGGGCCUCGAGCGCAUGGAGGCAGCCGGCGGGCUACACGACUUCAUGGGAUGGGGAGGCAAUCUGCUCACAGACAGCGGCGGCUUCCAGAUGGUUUCCCUCCUGAAAAUCAUCGCUGUUCGCGAAGAAGGCGUCGCCUUUGCCGCCUCCUCCCUCGACACCAAACGCGAAGGCAAAAGGCAACAAAGAAAGCGAUUUGCCGCCGACACAGAGAGAGAACAAGAGACGGAAGAGAAAGCAGAGAAAGAAGAGGAGGGAGGUGAAGACACUGGAGGCGGCUUGUUGCUAUUGACGCCGGAGAAAUCGAUACACAUGCAGAACGCCAUGGGCAGCGACAUCAUCAUGCAGCUGGACGACGUCGUCUCGUCCACAACGCCCGACCCUGCGCGCGUCGAGGACGCAAUGCAACGCUCCCUUCGAUGGCUCGAUCGCUGCAUCGCUGCGCACAGACGCCCCCGCGACCAGGCGCUGUUCGGCAUCGUCCAGGGCGGGCUCGAUCCGCGAACGCGCGAAGUGUCUCUCCGCGAAAUCCAAAAAAGGCCUCUCCCUGGAUUCGCCAUCGGCGGGCUAAGCGGCGGCGAGGCGAAGGACGACUUCUGGAGAAUGGUGGAACUUAGCACGCGUCCGGGAAAAGGCCUUCCGGCGAACAAACCGCGGUACGUGAUGGGCGUCGGAUACCCCCUGGACAUUGUCGUCUGCGUCGCACUCGGCUGCGACAUGUUCGACUGCGUGUAUCCCUGCCGCACGGCCCGCUUCGGUACCGCUCUGGUGCGCGAGCAAGGCGGCAUUCUCCGCGUCAAACAAAAGAAAUACAAACUCGACUUGAGGUCGUUGGAUCCGACCUGCGGGUGCUACGCCUGCCGCAACUACUCGCGAGCCUUCUUCCACGCAUCGUUCGGGAAGAUGCCUGCGGUCUCCCAGUUGCUGACAGUCCACAAUCUCUUCUUCAUGCAGACUCUCUGCCUGGACAUGCAGCGCGCAAUUGCCGCAGGAACGUUCCCCGCUUUCGUUCGCUCCUUCCUUCUUCAGCUGUUUCCGCCCUCGUCGAAACCUGGAGCAGGCCAGGGGCGGCGAGAGGAGAGCGCGGAAGGAGGCGACAGGGAAGAAGGGAAAGCGCGGGAAGAGAGAACAGACGAGCGAACCGACGCUUCCGGACCCGCCAGUGUGGCCGCGGGCGACGGCCGGGGGGCGACCGAGGGUGGAGUCGCAGGGGAGCACGAGAAGCCGGAAGGGAAAGCGCUCGAAGAGAAAAAGAACAAGCGACAGCGACGGCUGAAGGCGGAGGCGAAGAGAAAAGAGAGAGAAAGCAGCGGGGCUGCGCAGGACACCUGUGCCGAGACACACGAGAACGGCGAGCCUGCCGCAAACCUUUCUUCCGCGUGUCCGCCGAUCUGGGUUCGAGACGCCCUGAGAACCGCCGGAAUCGUAAUAGACGACCUCUACACGUUUAGCGAAGACGAACGCAAGAACUAG